This is a messenger RNA of Aspergillus ibericus CBS 121593, 1859 nucleotides long. RefSeq lists its product as uncharacterized. Bases 60 to 1859 code for a protein of 599 amino acids. The record is from RefSeq and is a predicted model, not a curated record. Lineage: Eukaryota; Fungi; Ascomycota; Eurotiomycetes; Eurotiales; Aspergillaceae. The transcript is spliced from 2 exons.
CCCGCCAGAACUUCCGCUAUCGACUCACUUCUCUAUUUUCUUCAAAAAGUGAUUCACAGAUGAGUGUUGGAUCUGGGUCCUCGGGAAGUUCUCGUGCGAGUAGCGCGUCCGCGCAGGAUAUGGAAUAUGUUUUACAGGGAGAUGUUAAGCAGGAAUAUGAUGAUGAUGAUGAGGAGGAGGAGGAGGAUGAUGAGGAUGAGGAUCGAGUUGAUCCUAGGGAGCUGAAGAUUGAUAAUGUGAAGGGGAGGAAGAGGGAGAGGAAGAGGGGGUUGGAUGUUACGUAUGUUCCUGGGAGUGAUGAGGAUGGGGAUUUUGCGCCGGGUGAGAAGGUUGAUACUAGUGAGUUGGAGGGAAGUGCUGCUAAGAGGGCGAAGAAGAGGAGGGAGGAGCUGGAUGAUACUUAUGUCCCUGGGGAUGAAGAAGAUGAGGAUUCUGCGCCAGAUGCGAAUAAUGUCGACCCUGGUGAGCUCAUUGAUGCUGCUGCUAGGAGGCAUGCAAAGAGGAAGAGGGAGGUUGAUGCUACCUACAGUCCGGGUGGAGACAAGGAUGAUGAUAGCCAGAGUGACAUCGCGACUGCACCCAAAGCCAGGAGUCAUAAGAAAAGAAAGAUGACUACGAAUCCUGCAGCACGAGGUGCUCGUCAGCAGACACCCGAGAAGACAAAGGAAUCGAUACUACCCAUCACCCCGUCGAUAGAAACCGAUUUUGUCAAAGGGGAGCCUACUUCGCAGCAGGUGGGCGUGACGACAGCGCCCGUUGCAUCAUAUCCGACGCCCGAUUCUCUUCUCUCAAAAACUGCAAACAAAGCUCGGGAUUUAUCGUCGCCUACUCGUCGUCGUGCCCCGGUCAAACACAAGCCAGACGAUGAUGCGGAAUAUGUUCCCGAACGAGCUGAUUCGGCUAAGCCGCAGGAAACUUGGGAGAAGCCGAGGGAUAGCAAGCCAUCCCAUUUGAAAGAUAACCACAACGAGGAGUAUCAGGACCGCCCCAUUCGCCACAAAGAAACGACUGGUAUUGUCUUUGAUUUUUCGGUUGAAAGGGCCAAACGCUGGGCUAGUGCGAUCAACGUCCCGGAGGGCCUAUACAAUGAGGAAGAGAAAGAUCUGUUUUACCGACUUGCCAUGCGCGGUUUCGAGCCUGUUAUCCCAACAAUCUGGCGACAUGACUUUCCGACACUGCCUGAAUCUUUGUAUCCUCGAGGUGCUGAGCCGAGUAGCGCGCCGAUUAUCGACGUCACUCGAAGCUCCAAUCUGUAUGCAACCAAAGCCUUAUCGAGCCUGUUCGCCGUCGGUGGUCGAGUCCGCGACUGCGAGAUUCACCGUAAAAAGCCCGAGCCUUUGAUUAAGCAAGCGAUCACAAACUAUAUCCGGUGGGCCUUAUUCGACGCUAAUCUACACACCGCUAAAGAUGCCGUCCCUGUGCAUGUGAUAUAUGCACAAAAAAAAGGCGAGAGCACCUUAAAAGCCGUCCAGAAGAUGAACGAAAAGCUCCGCAAGCUUGUCCGUCGGCACCACGAAGCUCUAGGUGUAACAAGCAAUGCCGACUCACUAGAGUCGGACGAACAGAAUCAGAAGUCUACUGCCACCAAGUUCCCCCUUCUUGUUGGGUUCAUCAUCUGCGGGCCCAUCGUCGCCAUCUUAACCCAUAGCACUGAUCCCGAGGAAAUCGGAGACGGUGAAUUGCAGGGCCGAUUCAUGGGCCAGUUCGACUUGUCUGAACGGGGGCAAGAUGUGUGGAACUCACUUGCAAUUGCGAUUACGGUGAUGUCUGUCCGCCGGACGAUGCUUUCACUCGCGGAGGAGGGCAACCGGGGGUACGAUCAUGAGCGUAGUCCGUCGGUUUUUGAUAUCGAUCUUUGA